Molecule: messenger RNA, 891 nt
Organism: Epithele typhae
Lineage: Eukaryota; Fungi; Basidiomycota; Agaricomycetes; Polyporales; Epitheliaceae
Product: kinase-like domain-containing protein
Exons: 3
Coding region: 1-891 (296 amino acids)
Source: RefSeq, a predicted model, not a curated record
AUGCUUGUCGCUAAGCUUCCCACCGGCGUCGAACGCUUCAAGGAAUCUGCAGCAUAUGCUCUUUAUAUGCUGCUAGGAAGUUCGGCGGAUUUCCUGCACGCGACACUGCAGCUCGUUCACAUCAUCCCUCGGAGUCGUCCCUCUUCGGAUUACCGGGCAUUAUGCGGCAUCGAGCUAAACGCUGAGAACAUAUCCGUUCUUUCGCCUGACACCGUCGUGAAGUGGCAUGACUGGUAUGAACCUGAGGAACUCCCUUUGGCCGAAGCGAUGACUUUGGAUCACAUCUUCACCCACACCACCAUCCCGGUCCCUCGCGUUCGUCGCGUCAUCCGCAUCGAUUCCGAGCACACAGAUGCCAUCAUCCUCGACCGGAUUCCAGGAAGGCAACUUCGGCGCGCGUGGCCGACGAUGUCCCUCUGGGCGAAGUUGCGCGUAGCGUUCAUCCUCCGUGGGUACAUCCGCCAGCUGCACACCGUCCGUAACCCUCGUCCUGGUAUGCCUGGGCCGAUGGCCCCGGGGGAUCUCGCUCGCUUCUUCAACUGCCGGCGAAGAGCCAACAUGAUAUACUACCCUCAUCUGUUCGCGGGUGUUCCGGAGGAGUGGUUCGACUGUUCACAGCCUCUCGUGAUGACCCACUGCGACCUCAACAUGCGCAACAUCCUCGUUGGCGACGACGGGCGACUGUACCUGUUGGACUGGGGGUACUCGGGAUUCUAUCCUCCCUGGUUCGAAUACGUCAACUGGGAGUUUUGGUUGUGCUGCGAAAUGGGCGGGAAGGCAGCGGAACUUGAUCGCGAGGACCGGCUGUGGAACCUGAUGAUCCCGUUUAUCACCGGUCCGUACUAUAAGGAGGACAGAUGGUUCUCGUUCGCAUAUCUUACAUACUGGUGA